UAUAAAGGUCCCUGCACCCUCCAACCACCAGCUCUGUUUGGCUCCAGGUGCCCCCCUUCUCAGCAUGGCGCUGCCCUGGGCCCUUGCCGUCCUGAGCCUCCUUCCUCUGCUGGACGCCCAGAGCCCAGCGUGUGCCAAGUUCAGGGCAGCACCUAUCACUGACGUCACCCUGGUUCGGCUCUCUGGCAAGUGGUUUUACAUCGCGUCAGCCCUGCGCAACCCUGAGUACAAGGAGUCGGCUAAGAUGUAUCAGGCGGCCUUCUUUUACUUUGCCCCCAACUACGCGGAGGACACGAUACAGCUCAGGCAGUACUUGACCACGGGGAACAAGUGCGUCUACGAAGCCGGCAUCUUGACUGUCCAGCGGGAGCGUGGGACCAUAUCCAAACACGAGAAUGGCAGAGAACAUGUUGCCUACGUGUGGCUCACCAAGGACCCCAGGACCUUCAUGUUUGCCUACUUCCCAGAAGAUGAGCAGAACGUGGGGCUCUCCUUCUAUGCAGCUGACAUGCCGGAGGUGACCCCAGAGCAAUGGAGUGAGUUCCAUGAAGCCAUCAAGUGCAUGGGCCUGGACAAGUCGGAAAUUAUAUAUGCAGAUGUCGAAAAGGUGAAUAGAAGGAGGGCUGGGCAGUGCCCACCCUGAGGGUGGUCCCACCUUGGGCAGCCCCAGGGGCCCAGAGAGGG
Molecule: messenger RNA, 684 nt
Organism: Ceratotherium simum simum (southern white rhinoceros)
Lineage: Eukaryota; Metazoa; Chordata; Mammalia; Perissodactyla; Rhinocerotidae
Source: RefSeq, a predicted model, not a curated record